Messenger RNA from Neogale vison (American mink), 1929 nucleotides. RefSeq names its product transmembrane protein 213 (gene TMEM213). The transcript has 3 exons. The coding region runs from base 9 to 407 and encodes 132 amino acids. The record is from RefSeq and is a predicted model, not a curated record. Lineage: Eukaryota; Metazoa; Chordata; Mammalia; Carnivora; Mustelidae.
CGGGACACAUGACGCACAGCCCUCGGCGCACCUCUGCAGGGAUAGUGCGGACAGACGCCUCCCUCUCCCUCUCCCUCUUCGGCAUGAAGCGCCUCACCUCUGCACCCUGGGCUGCCCUGGCCCUCGGCCUGGUCUUUGCCUCCUUCCACUUGGCUUGCUUGGCAGAAACGAGGAACAGCGACAACUCAACCUUGACCACCCAGCACCCAGAUCCCGGAAGCCUGGAGCAGUGCCCCAACGUGGACUUCUGCCCCCAGGCGGCUCGGUGCUGCCACACCGGCGUGGACGAGUACGGCUGGAUCGCGGCGGCCGUGGGCUGGAGCCUGUGGUUCCUCACCCUCAUCCUGCUCUGCGUGGACAAACUGAUGAAGCUCACGCCGGACGAGCCCAAGGAUUUGCAAGCGUGAGGCUUAGACCCUGAGCCCCCAGCACGUGGGUCGCCACCCAACUGCGGGUCACUGCGCGGGAGGGGGGGAGGGGUGCAGCUCCAGGUGUUGUCACCUCCGCGCUGCGGUGACUUCCACAAGAGAAGGAAGAAGGAAAGGGGGAUCCGAAGAAGAAAGGCCAGUGCUGCCCCCCUCCGAAAUCCACAGGCGUUCGUGCGUGCAGAGCCCCGACCCUCUCUGUCUGGAUCCCCUCGCCUCUCCCCAGGGCUCCCGCCCGCAGGCCGUGGGACGUGACUUUGACUUUUGUCGCACGUUCGCACGUUCUUUGAAGCUAAGCUCAGAACCUUCUCACCCCAAACAGGCCAUUGUGUUCCGUCUCUCUUCUCAUUCAAGGGCAUCCCUGGCAUUCCAAAAAGUAGGACUCGCCUUUGACCGGCCCGGCGUCCUCCCCCCGCCCCACCCCCUCGUGCACUGCUUCUCCCGCUCUUGCUCUUUCUUCAGCCUUGUCCUCCGCGGCGGUCCUGCCCCACCGUCCCCACCGGCAGCCCGGCUCUGGCCUUCCUACAUCACCCCUGCCUUGCCUCAAGCCUUUUCGGUUCUGUCCUCACCACGGUCCAGCACGUCCUCCCCACGAGAUCCUCCCCACGGGUCCUCCCCACGGGGUCCUCCCCAGGGCCGCCGUCAGUGCGGUGCUGUCACCCCCUGCGGACGACCUUCUGUGAAGCCUCACCCCCGCACCUCUCACAGGGCUGGCCUUCCACUCUGCUUCCUGGGUCUGUCUCCCCGCGCCUCCGGGACUAGGCCUCCAGGGACCCUGUCCUUGUCCCAACAUCUCCCACUUCCUGCCGCCAGGCCCUCCGUCUCCAGAUGGAAGCGCAGGCCUCAAAGUCCAGCCCAAAUGCUUUCUCUCGUAGCCUUGGGGGACCCAGAGCUGGUGUUCGGGGGGCCGGGGGUGGGGCGUCUGCUAAUGAGCUAAUGUCUGUCCCACCAACGAAUGAUGAAUGAAUGAAUGAAUGAAUGAAUGAACGAACCAAUGAGCAGGUCCUGGCCUGAGAUGAAUUUAUGACACUCAUUCCAUGUAGAGAACUUCACUUUUCUAGAAAGGGUUGAAAUAACCCAUCUCCACGGAAGCCAGCUGGUUUGCUUCCCGCUCACCCUGCACAAGGAUGUUACUGGUCGCUGGGAACAUGGGGGGGAGGGGGGUGUGGGUCAGAGGAGAGGAGAGCGGGUUCAUCAGAAGAAAGGAAGAACAAAAUGACUCUUCUUAUUAUGAGAUACGGCGGCCCUAUGUGGCGACACGUGUAUUUAGACUGAACAACCAAAUAAUUAUGCACAAGAAAGUGAGGGGCCCCUGAAGAAGCAUUUCCUAGGUUCUUUCAGAAAAUCUAAGUAAAAAAAAAAAAAAAAGAAAAAGAAAAGAAAAUCUAAGUAGAUUUCCCCGACGGUGGGAACUGAAGGAAUUUUGCCUGGCUUAGUCUGCUCUUUUCUGACUCUCCGUGGUUUAAUCAAUAAAAUGGAUGGCUUUACUGUGCCCCUGCGCUAA